This is a messenger RNA of Physeter macrocephalus (sperm whale), 1491 nucleotides long. RefSeq names its product bisphosphoglycerate mutase (gene BPGM). Lineage: Eukaryota; Metazoa; Chordata; Mammalia; Artiodactyla; Physeteridae. The record is from RefSeq and is a predicted model, not a curated record. The coding region runs from base 260 to 1039 and encodes 259 amino acids. Gene Ontology annotation, biological process: glycolytic process. Gene Ontology annotation, molecular function: intramolecular phosphotransferase activity. The transcript is spliced from 4 exons.
GCAGUGAUGAGUCGUAGGAGGUACUGGCUGCUCGGCGGUUCUGAGGAGCGGCUGCUGCUGGUGGCUUUUUUGCAGACCUGCUCCUGGUAAUCUGUUUCUACAGGCAGCAUCUCUCAGCUGCUUAAUUUGAUAGCUUGUUUUGCAUCUGAUUUAUUCCUGCCAAGAACUCUAUCUUGAAGCAGGUGAAAGAUUAUUUAGAUGUAUUGCUGUCACUGAACACUGGCCCAUUGGAAAGCACUAGAGAAGCUCAGCCAUCAGUAUGUCCAAGUACAAACUGAUUAUGUUAAGACAUGGAGAGGGUGCUUGGAAUAAAGAGAACCGUUUUUGUAGCUGGGUGGAUCAGAAACUUAACAGUGAAGGAAUGGAAGAAGCUCGGAACUGUGGGAAGCAACUCAAAGCACUAAACUUUGAGUUUGAUCUUGUGUUCACAUCCAUCCUGAACAGGUCCAUCCACACAGCCUGGCUGAUCCUGGAAGAGCUGGGGCAGGAGUGGGUUCCCGUGGAAAGCUCCUGGCGUCUCAAUGAGCGUCACUAUGGAGCCUUGAUCAGUCUCAACAGGGAGCAAAUGGCUUUGAAUCACGGCGAGGAACAAGUGAGGCUAUGGAGAAGGAGCUACAAUGUGACCCCACCGCCCAUAGAGGAGUCCCAUCCUUACUACCACGAAAUCUACAACGACCGGAGAUAUAAAGUGUGCGACAUUCCUUUGGAUCAGCUGCCACGAUCCGAGAGCUUAAAGGAUGUUCUGGAGAGACUCCUUCCUUAUUGGAAUGAAAGGAUUGCUCCUGAAGUAUUAAGUGGUAAAACCAUUCUGAUAUCUGCUCAUGGAAAUAGCAGCCGGGCACUCCUGAAACAUCUGGAAGGUAUUUCAGAUGAAGACAUUAUCAACAUUACUCUUCCUACUGGAGUCCCUAUUCUCCUGGAACUGGACGAGAACCUGCGUGCCAUUGGACCUCACCAGUUCCUGGGCAACCAAGAGGCUAUCCAAGCAGCCAUUAAGAAAGUAGAGGAUCAAGGAAAAGUGAAACGCGCUGACAAAUAAAAUCUUUCCCACGUGCUAGCUAGGGAUAGCUGCAGAAGGAGUGGUAUGCGGUGUGUUAUGGGUGCUGAUCUCGCUUUUUUUUUUUUUUUUUUCCUCCCCCGCUGAUUUUUCCUGAUUUUCCCAGAUCUAGGCUGUGGGGUAGAGUUUGUAUAAGUAACUAGGUAUGUUGGCCCAGAUAAAGGCUUUAGGAUGCCUGAGUGCUAAUGUCAUAAGUCUUAUGCGUUAGCCCCUGCCGGCCCCAUUUGAAUUAGCCACUAAGUUAGUCACCAGUGGGGCUUAAUCAAUGUCAUAAGUUUCUGAGAUGGGGGAGCAACAAGUGGAGGUCAAGUUCAAGGUAUUCCUCCAAUAAAUCAGUAUAGAGUGACCAAUGACAGGCACUACUUACUCCAAUAAGUAGUUCACAUUUAUAUUUACUGAGACUUUCUAGGGUGAUAAUAAAGGGCGUUAGAUAA